Messenger RNA from Talaromyces atroroseus, 567 nucleotides. RefSeq lists its product as hypothetical. The transcript is spliced from 3 exons. The coding region runs from base 1 to 567 and encodes 188 amino acids. The record is from RefSeq and is a predicted model, not a curated record. Lineage: Eukaryota; Fungi; Ascomycota; Eurotiomycetes; Eurotiales; Trichocomaceae.
AUGAAGUUCAGCAUUAUUGCUCUCACUGGCUUGGUAGCUCUCGCUGCCUCGGAAGAUGCUACGACCACCUCCUUGUCACCACAAGCAUCCUGUGCUACCAAAUGUGAUCCUAAGGAUACAUGCUGCAAUGCCGUGUGUUAUAAUGUGCCUUGCCCCGACGCUGCCAUGGCCAACGACACUACAGCCUGCGCCGCUGCCUGUCCUCAGGGAAGCGGGACUCCCGAUGACACUGCAGCCUAUGCCAAAUGCCAGCAGUCUUGCUACAGCUCUCUAUUCUUCGGCACUGGCACUGGCACUGCUACGCUCCCUCCUGCUACUGCUACUGCUACGGCCACCGACGGUAGCGCCAGCGCUUCCCAUACGCUCUUGAGUGGCACCGUGGAUUCCCAUGGCGGCUCAGCUCAACGGACUGGUUCGUCCUCAUCAGACGAUUUAGACAGCUCCCCUACUUCCACCGCCACCGGUAGCAGCACCAGUGCCAGCGAAACCGGGGCUGCCAGCCAGAUCGGCAUUCAGCUAGGUGUUGCCGGUGUUCUGGGUGCAAUUAUGGCUGCCUUUUUCCUGUGA